UCUACGUCAUUCUGAUCUGCAGCGACGUGAUGACGCAGCGGUCCAAACAGGAAGUAGAAGGCAGCACGUUGUCCACGUUAGUUGGUUCCAGUCGGUGCCGAUUUUCAACUGGAGUUUCGUGGGACGACUGACUCCUCAUGAUGGCAGCUGGCAGGUUGAGCUUCAGUAACAUCACCGCCCUGGCUCCGAUGGUGCGGGUCGGGACUCUACCCAUGAGGCUGCUGGCUCUGGACUACGGAGCCGAUGUGGUUUACUGCGAGGAGCUGAUUGACAUCAAGAUGGCAAAGUGUCAGAGAGUGGUGAACGAGGUGCUGCACACGGUGGAUUUCGUGGCUCCAGACGAGCGAGUGAUGUUCAGGACCUGCGAGAGGGAGAAGGACAGAGUCGUCUUCCAGAUGGGGACGGCUGAUCCAGACAGAGCGCUGACCGUGGCUCGACUUGUGGAGAAGGACGUGGCCGCCGUUGAUGUGAAUAUGGGCUGUCCGAAGGAAUACUCCACUAAGGGCGGGAUGGGAGCUGCUCUUCUGUCUGACCCUGACAAGAUCGAGGCGAUCCUCAGGAAGCUGGUCACAGGCGUGUCCAUACCAGUGACGUGUAAAAUUCGGAUCCUGCCUUCGUUGGAGGAAACGAUCCGUCUGGUUCAGAGGAUCGAGAAGACCGGCGUCACUGCUGUUGCCGUCCACGGCCGGUUGAAGGAGGAGCGUCCCAGACAUCCCCUCCAUUGUGAUUACAUCCAGGCCGUCGCUCAGGCUGUUUCCAUCCCCAUCAUCGCCAACGGAGGUUCUCUGGACCUGGUGAAGACCAACGCGGACAUCGAGGAGUUCAGGAGGGCGACCGGAGCCUCAUCCGUCAUGUUGGCUCGAGCUGCCAUGUGGAACGCAUCGGUGUUCGUCAGCCAGGGACCACUUCCUGUGGAGAGGGUCAUGGAGGAAUACCUCAGAUAUGCGAUCCGCUACGACAACAACGCCUUCAACACCAAAUACUGUCUGUGUCAGAUGCUGAGAGACAAGGUGGAGUCUCCUCUGGGGAAGCAGCUGCAGGCGGCUCAGACCAACGCCGAAAUCAGCGAGGCGUACGGGCUGCAGGAGUUUUACCAGCAGACGCAGGAGCAGCUGCGGACCAGGAGGGACACCCUGCAGAGCAGCAGCCAGCCCGACCGGCCCGUCAUGGACGGAGACGUCACCACCAUGGCCGUCAAGUUUGAACGGAGGGAGUAUCCACCUCAGAUCACUCCCAAGAUGUUCCUGCUGGAGUGGAGCCGCAAAGAGAAAGUGGAGCAACCGCUGUACGAUAUGGUGCAGCGUUCACAGGAUCGAGGCUUUCAGUCGACUGUGACUGUAGCAGGAAAGAAAUACAGAUCUUCACUGUG
Paralichthys olivaceus (Japanese flounder) is the source of this 1369-nucleotide messenger RNA. NCBI's taxonomy places the organism in Eukaryota, Metazoa, Chordata, Actinopteri, Pleuronectiformes, Paralichthyidae. The record is from RefSeq and is a predicted model, not a curated record.